AUGAAUGCAAAGCAAACUGUGGAGCAGGUUCAGCAAGUGCAAAGCAAAAGUAAAGGGAUGAUCAGGCAACUUUACUGUCACAUGAAAGAAGAUCAACAAAGGCCAGUAUGGAAUUGUCUUAUCUUCAACAAUGCAGCAAGACCAAAAGCUUACUUUACAAUGUGGAUCAUGAUGAAUCAAAGGCUAGUAACAGUGGACAGAUUGGCUCAGUGGGGAGUUGUAGUAGAUAAGACAUGUGUGUUAUGCAAGAAUGUUGAUGAGAAUGCAGAACAUCUGUUUAUGCAAUGCAACUUGGCCAGGAGACUGUGGGGGAGGUUGUUAAGCUGGAUAGAGCAACAAAGUAAUGUUCCAAUGACAUGGGAGCAGUUUCUGCAGUGGUGUAUUCAACAAGGAAAAGGGAAGAGCUCAGCAGCACAAGUGUUCAAGAUUAUAUUGACUGAAGGUAUCUAUGGAUUGUGGAUGGAGAGAAAUAGUAGAAUUUUUGAGCACAAGAGCAAAAAUGAGGAUCACAUAGUUAAAGAGAUAGCCUAUGUAACUAUUGUUAGAACUCCUUCUAGAAUGAAGGAAAUUGUAAGUCAAUGGACAUUUAAGCAAUAG
This is a messenger RNA of Solanum pennellii, 597 nucleotides long. RefSeq lists its product as uncharacterized. The record is from RefSeq and is a predicted model, not a curated record. The transcript has a single exon. Bases 1 to 597 code for a protein of 198 amino acids. Lineage: Eukaryota; Viridiplantae; Streptophyta; Magnoliopsida; Solanales; Solanaceae.